Messenger RNA from Capronia epimyces CBS 606.96, 732 nucleotides. RefSeq lists its product as uncharacterized. The record is from RefSeq and is a predicted model, not a curated record. The coding region runs from base 1 to 732 and encodes 243 amino acids. Lineage: Eukaryota; Fungi; Ascomycota; Eurotiomycetes; Chaetothyriales; Herpotrichiellaceae. The transcript has a single exon.
AUGGGACACGCUUGUCAGACCCACGCUUGUCAGGCCCAGGGGUGCGACAAGGCGUACACCACCACCUCCUCUCUCCGCCACCACGUCCGAGCCCAUCACCUGGGCAUCAAGCUCACCUGCAAGUACUGCGGGAAGGAGUCGGCGGACCCCUCUGACGCACGCCGGCACCAACUCUCGUGCAAGCAGCGUCCGGCCAACGAGCCGGUCAACCAGUACGUCUGCGCGUGGUGGCCAUGCACGCAUAAAUCCACGCGCAGCGACAACGCUGUGAGGCACAUCGGAACAUGUGCCUCGAGGCCUGCUUACUGGGUAGGAGACCUCCCUGCGCCUAUCAAGGUCCUUGGCCAGGACCAGGUUGGUGGUGUCAUGCCUGACAUCACCAAUCUACAGGUCCUGCCUUUGGCGCAGGGGGGUGAUAAGGAGGAGGCGGCGGAGGGGGAGAACGUCCUCCUAGAUGAUUUUCUGGGAGCACAGGAUCUCCCUCCUUUUGGCCUCUCCCUGGAAGAGCAAUUUGCUCUUCCACUGUACACCUCGGAGUGGGAGAGCACUCCUUGGGUGUACGGUGAUCAGUGGGCACCGCCGGUGGACGGUGUCUCCCAGGAGCCCGUCGUUGGCUUCCAUGAUUUCAACAAUCAUGGAGCAGACUUCGAGGUCUUUGCCGGGUUGGCGGACCAAUCCGCCGGCCCGCUCCAGGAGGGGAUCUGCCCCAAGCAAAUCUGGCAAGAGCGAUAA